Molecule: messenger RNA, 877 nt
Organism: Triplophysa dalaica
Lineage: Eukaryota; Metazoa; Chordata; Actinopteri; Cypriniformes; Nemacheilidae
Product: polyubiquitin-like
Exons: 2
Coding region: 150-620 (156 amino acids)
Biological process (GO): protein ubiquitination; modification-dependent protein catabolic process
Cellular component (GO): nucleus; cytoplasm
Molecular function (GO): protein tag activity; ubiquitin protein ligase binding
Source: RefSeq, a predicted model, not a curated record
UAUAAUCCCUGUACCCUGAGCCAGACUGUACCCUGAGCCAAAGUAGAGUUGUGUAUGUGAUAUUAGUGAAUCAUCUUACAGCACCAGACUCAAGAAAGAAAACCAGUAAAACGGUAAACAGCGACGGACUUUUCACAUCUCGGACCGCGAUGGAUCUAAUAAUUAAAGGAAUAAAUGGAAACACAAAACGUCUGCGUGUGGACUGCAAUGCCACAGUUGGUCAUCUGAAGCUGCUCAUUUCGCAGCACUUUGGUGUGGACCCAGUUCAGCUGAAGCUGUCUGCAAAUAAUGGUUUACGAAUCAACCUUGACGAUGAUUCCAGAAGCCUCAGCAGUUACGGUUUGCACUCGGAGUCAGUGGUAGCGUUCAUCGUCACGAUCCCUGGACCUAUGCAGGUGUUUGUGAAGAAUGAGAAGGGCACAACGAGUACCUACGACAUUGAUCCCAAUGAGACAGUGAAUCAGCUCCAGCAGAAGAUCUUCAAUAAAGAAAGAGUCCCGUUGGACCAGCAGAGGCUCAUUUAUAGCGGCAAACAACUGGAGUCCGGAAGGAUGUUGAAAGACUACGACAUUACAAAUCAAAGCACCAUUCACAUGACUCUCCGUCUCCGGGGUGGUUAAUCGAGAAGUUUGAUCCGGACUGACUAAAGCUACAAGAGUUAAACCGACAAAAUACACAAACAGUCCUAUUGAACCUGAUCUGCUUUUUCUGAAAUUACAAAAAACUGAGAAGUCUUUAAAAAUAUAAAAAACAGUGAUGUAUAAGUUACUUUAAAAAAAUUACAUGAUGUCUCAUGACUUAAUCUGUUGUCUUUAUAUAAAGCUCCCAUUUAUAUUUAAUGUUUUCCAUUCCUUGUAAAUAAAAUGAUGAUUGCUCA